Messenger RNA from Debaryomyces hansenii CBS767, 1263 nucleotides. RefSeq names its product cAMP-dependent protein kinase catalytic subunit (gene TPK2). The transcript has a single exon. NCBI's taxonomy places the organism in Eukaryota, Fungi, Ascomycota, Pichiomycetes, Serinales, Debaryomycetaceae. Gene Ontology annotation, molecular function: cAMP-dependent protein kinase activity; ATP binding. Gene Ontology annotation, cellular component: nucleus; cAMP-dependent protein kinase complex. The record is from RefSeq and is a predicted model, not a curated record. Bases 1 to 1263 code for a protein of 420 amino acids. Gene Ontology annotation, biological process: peptidyl-serine phosphorylation.
AUGCCAUCUUCUAACUUAUUGAGAAAGCUUCAUAUCGGUAAAAGUAACAACAACGCUAAAAACAAUACAACAUCGGAAAUAACAGUAAAUUCGCUAGGUAAUAUUGAAUCAAUGGAUCAAUACAAUCAAUACCAAUCUCCACAAUCGCAACCGCAGCAACUUAAUCCAUUGCCAGGUCAGGCGCAAGGAUUCAGCCUGGAUCAGACACAAAAUUUGGCUACUGGACAGCAAUUGACUGCCGAACAACAACGUGUUGAUGAUGCUAUCAAACGUUCUUUGUUACCCGAACGGUCGACUGUUUCUAAGGGCAAAUAUUCUUUAGCUGACUUUAGAAUAUUGAGAACUUUAGGGACUGGUUCGUUUGGUAGAGUUCAUUUGGUACGCUCAGCCCACAAUGGUCGUUACUAUGCAAUAAAGGUGUUGAAGAAGCAACAGGUGGUAAAAAUGAAACAAGUCGAACACACAAACGACGAACGGAGAAUGUUAAAGUUGGUCGAACACCCAUUUUUAAUUAGGAUGUGGGGUACUUUCCAAGAUUCGAGGAAUUUGUUCAUGGUAAUGGAUUAUAUUGAAGGUGGUGAAUUAUUCAGCUUGUUAAGAAAAUCACAGAGAUUCCCAAAUCCUGUAGCAAAAUUUUAUGCCGCUGAAGUUACUUUAGCUGUUGAAUAUUUACAUAGCCAUGAUAUCAUAUACCGUGAUUUGAAACCUGAAAAUAUUCUUUUGGAUAGAAACGGGCAUAUUAAAAUUACAGAUUUUGGUUUCGCAAAAGAAGUCAGCACUGUUACCUGGACAUUAUGUGGUACUCCUGAUUAUAUUGCUCCUGAAGUUAUUACGACCAAGCCAUACAAUAAGUCUGUCGACUGGUGGUCUUUGGGUGUUCUUAUUUUUGAAAUGUUAGCUGGUUAUACUCCAUUUUAUGAUUCAACUCCAAUGAAAACAUACGAGAAAAUCUUAUCUGGUAAGAUUCAUUUUCCAAGCUUCAUGGGACCUGAUGUCAUUGACUUAUUAUCGAAAUUGAUCACUGCCGAUUUAACCAGAAGAUUGGGGAAUUUAAUGAAUGGACCAUCAGACAUCAGAAACCACCCAUGGUUCCUGGAAGUUGUAUGGGAAAAAUUAUUAGCUAAGGAUAUUGAAACGCCAUAUGAACCACCUAUUACUGCAGGAGUUGGUGAUUCUUCGUUGUUCGAUCAUUACCCAGAAGAGAAAUUAGAUUACGGAACAGUCGGUGAGGAUCCUUAUGCACAAUAUUUCCUUGAAUUCUAA